Molecule: messenger RNA, 2638 nt
Organism: Pungitius pungitius (ninespine stickleback)
Lineage: Eukaryota; Metazoa; Chordata; Actinopteri; Perciformes; Gasterosteidae
Product: protein NLRC3-like
Exons: 5
Coding region: 488-2638 (716 amino acids)
Biological process (GO): intracellular signal transduction
Source: RefSeq, a predicted model, not a curated record
CCCAGCUGUGUUUCCAUGAAGAGCAACCAGUCUAUGAAUCAUCCUAUAAAAUUCAAAGAUGUCCGUCCCUCUGCUGAUGCAAGGUGAGGGUCUCAGGCUGAUGGUGAGGUGUUUCUACCAGACUCUCUGGUGGAGGUUCUGGGUUUCUUGCUCCAGGGCCCUUCAGCAGAGUCCAGUGAGGGAGGGAGAGCUCCAUGGAGGACUUGGUGAGACCUGAUGGGACUAAACCAAACUGACUGGUGAAGAACACAGUGAGCUAUUGAUCCUCAGUGGGACCAGCAGGACUAGUAGACCUAGACCACUACAGUCAUGUGGUCCACAUCCAGACCUCACGUCAUGGACCUUUACCUUGUUUUGGUCUCUGUGAGGACGGACACCAUGUGAGAUGAUGCUUCAUGAUUAGAUGAUGAUGUGAUGAUGUAAUCUCAGUGUUUCUUUCAGUUCACAUCAGCAGAGAAGAAAGUCUCCUGAACCCAGAUGUGUGUCCAUGAAGAGUGAUCAUUCUAUUGGUCGAUGGAUUGAAUUCAAAGAUGGAGGCCGUUCUUAUGACCCACAAGAGGACCAGGAGAGCUCAGAGGUUCCCACAGAGUCUGCCCAGCAGCAUCAAACCCACCUGGACUCCAUCUUCAUGCUGCUGGAGGAGAACAUCCUCACCUUUGUGAAGAACGAGCUGAAGAAGAUCCAGAAGGUUUUGAGUUCAGAUUACCCAGAAUGCUUAGAGAAGGAGGAUGAGGAGGUGCUGGAUGAAGAGCAGAGGAGGAGCAGAGAGGCAUUUGUGAAGAUCUCAGUGCACUUCCUGAGGAGAAUGAAGCAGGAGGAUCUGGCUGAGCGUCUGCAGAGCAGACUUUCUGCUGCAGUUUGUCAGCGUGAACUCAAAUCCAACCUGAAGAAGAAGUUCCAGUGUGUGUUUGAGGGCAUCGCUAAAGCAGGAAACCCAACCCUUCUGAAUGAGAUCUACACAGAGCUCUACAUCACAGAGGGAGGGACUGCAGAGGUCAAUGAAGAACAUGAGGUCAGACAGAUUGAAGCAGCAUCCAGGAGACCAGCCAGACCAGAAACAACCAUCAGACAAGAAGACCUCCUCAAAGCCUCAGCUGGAGGAGAAGAACCAAUCAGAACAGUCAUGACUAAGGGAGUGGCUGGCAUUGGGAAAACAGUCUUAACACAGAAGUUCACUCUGGACUGGGCUGAAGACAAAGACCACCAGGACAUACAGUUCACAUUUCCACUCACCUUCAGAGAGCUGAAUGUGCUGAGAGAGAAGAAGUUCAGCUUGGUGGGACUUGUUCAUCACUUCUUCAGUGAAACCAGAGCAGCAGGAAUCUGCAGCUUUGAAGAGUUCCAGGUUGUGUUCAUCUUUGACGGUCUGGAUGAGUGUCGACUUCCUCUGGACUUCCACAACAAUGAGAUCCUGACUGAUGUCACAGAGACCUCCUCAGUGGAUGUGCUCCUCACAAACCUCAUCAGGGGGAAGCUGCUCCCCUCUGCUCGCCUCUGGAUAACCACACGACCUGCAGCAGCCAAUCAGAUCCCUCCUGAGUGUGUUGGCAUGGUGACAGAGGUCAGAGGGUUCACUGACCCCCAGAAGGAGGAGUACUUCAGGAAGAGGUUCAGAGAUGAGGAGCAGGCCAGCAGGAUCAUCUCUCACAUCAAGACCUCACAAAGCCUCCACAUCAUGUGCCACAUCCCAGUCUUCUGCUGGAUCACUGCUACAGUUCUGGAGGACGUGUUGAAGACCAGAGAGGAAGGAGAGCUGCCCAAGACCCUGACUGAGAUGUACAUCCACUUCCUGGUGGUUCAGUCCAAAGUGAAGAAGGUCAAGUACGAUGGAGGAGCUGAGACGGAUCCUCACUGGAGUCCAGAGAGCAGGAAGAUGAUCGAGUCUCUGGGAAAACUGGCCUUUGAUCAGCUGCAGAAAGGCCACCUGAUCUUCUAUGAAUCCGACCUGACAGAGUGUGGCAUCGAUAUCAGAGCAGCCUCAGUGUGCUCAGGAGUGUUCACUCAGAUCUUCAGAGAGGAGAGAGGACUGUACCAGGACAAGGUGUUCUGCUUCGUCCAUCUGAGUGUUCAGGAGUUUCUGGCUGCUCUUCAUGUCCAUCUGACCUUCUUCAGCUCUGGUGUCAAUCUGCUGUCAGGAGAACCUGGACCAAAGUGUCUCUACCAGAGUGCUGUGGACCAGGCCUUACAGAGUCCUAAUGGACACCUGGACUUGUUCCUCCGCUUCCUUCUGGGUCUUUCUCUGGAGACCAAUCAGAGUCUCCUACGAGGUCUGCUGACACAAACAGGAAGUCAAUCACAGACCAAUCAGGAGUCAGUCCAGUACAUCAAGGAGAAGAUCAGUGAGAACGUGUCUCCAGAGAAAAGCAUCAAUCUGUUCCACUGUCUGAAUGAACUGAAUGAUGGUUCUCUAGUGGAGGAGAUCCAACGGUACCUUAGAUCAGGACGUCUCUCCACAGAUAAACUGUCUCCUGCUCAGUGGUCAGCUCUGGUCUUCAUCUUACUGUCAUCACAAGAAGAUCUGGAGGUGUUUGACCUGAAGAAAUUCUCAGCUUCAGAGGAGGCUCUUCUGAGGCUGCUGCCAGUGGUCAAAGCCUCCAACAAACCUGGACAAAGUACGGCCCCGUACGGCGGUUAUUAA